CCUACCCUUAUCUCUAAUCCUCUCUCUCCUCCUUCGUAAUGGAGACGACGCCGGAGACUCAAUCCAAGUCCCAAUCCACCGGCUCUCACCGUCUCCCCCCGGGACGAGAAGACUGGUGGAGCGAGGACGCGACAGCAACCCUGAUCGAAGCCUGGGGAGACCGAUACGUCCACCUCAGCCGCGGAAACCUCCGUCAAAACGACUGGAAAGACGUCGCCGACGCCGUCAAUUCCCGUCACGGUAACGGCCGGCCAAAGACAGACGUCCAAUGUAAGAACCGGAUCGAUACUCUCAAGAAGAAGUACAAGACGGAGAAGGCGAAGCCUUCUCCGUCCUCCUGGUGCUUCUUCGAGAGACUCGAUUACCUAAUCGGCCCCGUCGCGUUGAAGAAAUCCACCGUUAAAUCGCCGUUAAAGAUCCAAACUUUGAAUCCGACCGGAUCUGUUUCAAGUGGAAGCUCUCUUGAUGAGGACGAUGAUGAGGAUGAUGAUGAUGAUGAUGAGGUGGGUGGUGGUUGGGGGUUUGAGGUGAGGAAGCGUCGGAGAGUUGAAGAUGUGGAUCGGUGGGAAGGUGAAGGAGGAGGAGGAGGAGGAGGAGGAGCGUCGUGUAGGGAGUUAGCGAGAGCGAUUUUGAAGUUGGGUGAGGUGUAUGAGAGGAUGGAGAGUGCGAAGCAGGGGAUGAUGAUUGAGUUGGAGAAGCAGAGGAUGGAAGUUGCUAAGGAGCUUGAGUUGCAACGGAUGAACAUGUUGAUGGAUAUGCAGAUGGAGCUUGAGAAGUCUAAGCUUAGGAAACGUAAAGCUGCUUCAGGUAAGAAGUUGUAGUAAUUAGAUUGUGGUGAAAGCAAGGAGCAAUGGUUGGAUCUGAGAGAGCUCAUAGAAAUUGGAGAUACUGUUAUUAUUCUUAAUCCUUAGAUUUCAAGUUAGAUCAAGAUUGGUGAAAGAAACUCUUGUAGUAUCUGACAUAUCAAUAUGUACUUUUGUGAAGUAUUAAUGUAUGAUGUUCCUGCAAGUUCCAAAGAGUGC
Messenger RNA from Eruca vesicaria subsp. sativa (arugula), 1022 nucleotides. Lineage: Eukaryota; Viridiplantae; Streptophyta; Magnoliopsida; Brassicales; Brassicaceae. The record is from the annotation of a GenBank genome assembly.